AUUCAAUAAUGUAUUGGUGAAAAUAGGUUAUGUUCGAAAUGUCAAUGUCCUACUUGAUAAUUAUAGUUGCAAAAAAUAAUAGAAAAAUAUACAUUUUUUAAGAGAAUAUUGACUAUUAAACAUACGUUUAUCAUGUUUUUAAUUCGAAGAGCUAUUUUGUCAAAACAAAACUUACCUUUAAAGUUAAUUCAACAAGAAAUAAUAAACUCCAAAAAAGUUGAUGUAAGUUUUUUCACACGUGGUGUGAAAAUUUGUCAACAAAGGUAUUGUUCUUCGGAAGUUAAACAAUCAACAGAAGAUAAAGAGUGUAAAAAACAUCCCUUGGCUGUGACAAUAACAAAAUUGAAAUUGUCAUUUACGUGUAAAAAGUGUUCUACAAGAAAUGAUAAAUUAAUUUCAAAAUUAGGUUACGAAAAAGGUGUUGUUAUAGUACGUUGUGAUGGUUGUAAAAAUAAUCAUCUCAUUGCUGACAAUUUAGGAUGGUUUUUUGGAAAAAAUGAAAAAACAAAUAUAGAAUAUAUCCUUAAACAAAAAGGUGAAAUAGUUCGUAGAAUACCACACGAUUCUCAGGGUUAUAUGGAAUUUGUCACAAAGGAGAUUUUAGAGGAAUUUCAAAUAGAACAUAAAUUAAAUGAAUCUUCAUCAGAGAAAGAAAAAUUAUUAUCACAAGACAAUGAAAAACAUCAGGAAUCAGAGAGAGAUACAAAACAGGAAGAAAUUUCAAAUAAAAAUGAAGGAGAUUUAAAAUAAUUUCUUUUUUUUUU
Leptopilina boulardi is the source of this 764-nucleotide messenger RNA. RefSeq names its product DNL-type zinc finger protein-like. Gene Ontology annotation, molecular function: protein-folding chaperone binding; zinc ion binding. The transcript has a single exon. Gene Ontology annotation, biological process: protein import into mitochondrial matrix; protein folding; protein stabilization. Lineage: Eukaryota; Metazoa; Arthropoda; Insecta; Hymenoptera; Figitidae. The coding region runs from base 133 to 750 and encodes 205 amino acids. The record is from RefSeq and is a predicted model, not a curated record. Gene Ontology annotation, cellular component: mitochondrion.